Molecule: messenger RNA, 5863 nt
Organism: Oryctolagus cuniculus (rabbit)
Lineage: Eukaryota; Metazoa; Chordata; Mammalia; Lagomorpha; Leporidae
Gene: GALNT10
Product: polypeptide N-acetylgalactosaminyltransferase 10
Biological process (GO): protein O-linked glycosylation
Cellular component (GO): Golgi apparatus
Molecular function (GO): polypeptide N-acetylgalactosaminyltransferase activity
Source: RefSeq, a predicted model, not a curated record
CGCCCGGCUCCCCGGCCGACGAGCAGCGGAAGUGCCGCGGAGUUGGAGCGGGGCCGGCGCCGCGGCCGCUUGUGCUCGCCGAGCUGCUGCCGCCGCCGGGCGGACUGGCGGACGCGCGGAAACCGAGGCGGCGCGGCGGGGCAGGCGGGGCGCAGCGGGGCUGACCGGCCCCGAUGAGGCGGAAGGAGAAACGGCUCCUGCAGGCGGUGGCGCUGGUGCUGGCGGCCCUGGUCCUGCUGCCCAACGUGGGGCUCUGGGAGCUGUACCGCGAGCGGCAGCCCGACGGCACCCCUGGGGGACCCGGGGCGGCGGCGGCCCCGGCGGCGGGACAGGGCUCACAUAUUCGGCAAAAGAAGAUCUUUUUCCUGGGAGAUGGACAGAAGCUGAAAGACUGGCAUGACAAGGAGGCCAUCAGGAGGGAUGCUCAGCGCGUAGGAAAUGGAGAACAAGGGAGACCUUACCCCAUGACCGACGCCGAGAGAGUGGACCAGGCAUACCGAGAAAAUGGAUUUAACAUCUACGUCAGUGAUAAAAUCUCCCUGAAUCGCUCUCUGCCUGAUAUCCGGCACCCCAACUGCAACAGCAAACGCUACCUGGAGACCCUGCCCAACACCAGCAUCAUCAUCCCCUUCCACAACGAGGGCUGGUCGUCCCUCCUGCGCACCGUACACAGCGUGCUCAACCGCUCACCACCAGAGCUGGUCGCCGAGAUUGUGCUAGUCGAUGACUUCAGCGACCGAGAGCACCUGAAGAAGCCACUUGAAGACUACAUGGCCCUUUUCCCUAGCGUGAGGAUUCUCCGAACCAAGAAACGGGAGGGGCUGAUAAGGACCCGGAUGUUGGGGGCCUCAGUGGCAAUUGGAGAUGUCAUCACAUUCUUGGACUCACACUGUGAGGCUAACGUCAACUGGCUGCCCCCCUUGCUUGACCGCAUCGCUCGGAACCGCAAGACCAUUGUGUGCCCGAUGAUCGACGUGAUUGACCAUGAUGACUUUCGAUAUGAGACACAGGCUGGGGACGCCAUGCGGGGCGCCUUUGACUGGGAGAUGUACUACAAGCGCAUCCCGAUCCCUCCAGAACUGCAAAAGGUUGACCCCAGCGACCCAUUUGAGUCUCCCGUGAUGGCCGGUGGACUGUUCGCCGUGGACCGGAAGUGGUUCUGGGAGCUGGGUGGAUAUGACCCAGGCUUGGAGAUCUGGGGAGGGGAGCAGUAUGAGAUCUCCUUCAAGGUGUGGAUGUGUGGAGGCCGUAUGGAGGACAUCCCCUGCUCCAGGGUGGGCCAUAUCUACAGGAAGUAUGUGCCCUACAAGGUCCCCGCUGGAGUCAGCCUGGCCCGGAACCUUAAGCGAGUGGCGGAAGUGUGGAUGGACGAAUACGCCGAGUACAUCUACCAGCGCCGGCCUGAGUACCGCCACCUCUCCGCGGGCGACGUGGCCGCGCAGAAAAAGCUCCGCAGCUCCCUCAACUGCAAGAGUUUCAAGUGGUUUAUGACCAAGAUCGCCUGGGACCUGCCCAAAUUCUACCCGCCUGUGGAGCCCCCUGCCGCAGCCUGGGGGGAGAUUCGCAAUGUGGGCACCGGGCUAUGUGCAGACACCAAGCACUGGGCCCUGGGCUCGCCUCUGAGGCUGGAGAGCUGCGUCCGGGACCGCGGAGAGGCCGCGUGGAACAGCAUGCAGGUGUUCACCUUCACUUGGCGAGAGGACAUCCGGCCUGGAGACCCCCAGCACACCAAGAAGUUCUGCUUUGACGCCAUCUCCCACACCAGCCCUGUCACCCUCUACGACUGCCACAGCAUGAAGGGCAACCAGCUGUGGAAGUACCGCACAGACAAGACCCUGUACCACCCUGUCAGCGGCAGCUGCAUGGACUGCAGCGAAAGUGACCACAGGAUCUUCAUGAACACGUGCAACCCUGCCUCACUUACCCAGCAGUGGCUGUUUGAACACACCAACUCCACGGUCUUGGAAAAAUUCAAUAGAAACUGAGCCCUCACAUCCCCUUGGCAGGCCCAGCAGGGUCCCCUCGCUGCACCUGCCUCUCCUGAGGCAGGCAGAGCCUCCGUGGGUACCAUGGUGUAUCAGGUGCUGGCCAAACGAUUCAAGGCAAAGAGGGCUUUGGAAGCUGGAGCAAGGGGUCUGCUUGGUCCCUGAGCCCCUCAGUCGUGAGGGCAGGGUGGGGGGCAGCCUCCACAAGAGGCCCCACAGGAAAGCAGAGCCUGCUUUAAUCCCUGCUGGCACCAUGGAAAAGCAGGAGGGCCUGUUUGACUUUGUAACCAUGUCCCCUGGAGCACUGUGCCAGGCAGCCUGAGGCCAUCCAGAAAUAAGGCCUACAGGGUUGCCCAGGCCUCAAGCAGCUCUCAUACACGACGGUGCUUUAGGAAGGCAACAUCUGCCUGUUUGGGGCAGCUUUUAGCACCGAUGUCACCCUUUUGCAGCAAAAGGGAAAGAAGUCCUCCUUGGGGUCCUUCAGUCUCUGCCUGUCUUACAGGGACAGCAGUUACUGAUCAGCAUCUGUUCUGUGUCUCAGCUCCAGGCGAUUGGCUCAAAGGCCAAAUCCAGGGCCCUCAGAGUGCUCCAUGCUGAAUGCCGGCCAGCUACCAGGCAUGGGGUCAGACAAGGGGCCCCAGAAACUCCUUUGCAGCCAUGGACAUACAAGAGGUUCUCCCUCUGCUCUCUGAGUGCUGGAAGUGCUCGUUGUAGUACUUCCCAGGCACAAGCACAGCCGAGCCACCAGCUUUCCGGGGCUGUGAUUCAGAUGGCCGUGGGCCCAUGGGAAAGGACAAGUAGGAGACCUGCCUAGAAAUGCCGGCUGAGGUUCCCCGGUCCCUGCUUCCAUUGCCCUCUCUCCGUGCUGGGCAGCCUCAAGAGAGGAAGGGAGGUGCUUUACCUCACAGAAUCUGGAAGCCUCCAGGAUCAGCUGCGGGCCAGAUGCCUAGCCUCUCACCUUGUCGUGGUUCUGGUUCUCCUAUAGAACUCCUGAGUUUUUAAAGGACCCUAGAGUUCAUUCGCAAACUAGUUGCUAUGUAGGUUUCUGGUGUAGUAGCCUCCAGUAUGGAUUUCCAGAAUGUUAUUACAAAAGCAACCAGAAAGGUAUAAUACAGUCAAGGUAACCCCCAGCCUAGAGGCAUCUGUGAAAUCCAAGGUUGGUGCCAAAGGGAGGAAGCAUGAGGACCUGUGUCCAUCAGCUUCCUCCAGAAGCUUCCAUACAGCAAGGUCCUCAGGCAACACCUGAAGACCUGGAACUUCCCACCAUCGUCACAGCUGCAGUCCUUUGCAGCGGAGAAAAGAACCCUGUGUCCUAUGACCCUAUCUGUUCCCAGCUCCAUGCCAGCCCUUCACAUUGACCUUUUGCUUUAUUAAUUACAUAUCAGACUCCCAAGGGGUUCCUGAACUAAUAGGAAGCAUUUCUGUAACCAACCUGCCACACCCUGAUUCAGAAAUGGAAAUCACGUUCCACAACCCAUGGCUUCUGCCGGUUAGCCCAGAAAGUACUUGAAAUCACUAUUCCAGUUAGAGCCGGAUCUCUUGAUUGCAUCAUUUACCAAUUAAAUAAUACAAAUCUGGGAACAGAGCCACGAACCUGCCUUUGAGAUGCUGGCAAAUCUCAAGGCCGACCAUAAUCGGGGAGAGAGGGGUGGUAAUACCCCACCAAAUUGAACGUUAGGCUGGCAAAGGAUGGCUUCCACUUCUGCCCCCAGCACAGCCCUGCUCUGGACGGCUGUGUCCAGGAGAGGAGGCCGUGUGUUCGUGAGGCUUGCCGGCCGGUUCCUUGUGCCCUUUCCCAAGUGAGUGCCCUGUCUUUACAAGCGGCCCUCUACAGAAAGGGGUCAAAGACGAGGCUGCUUCUGAAAUCUAGGGGAGCAAGAGUGUUGCACUUCGGGGAGAUGAAUUAAGAGUCAUCAUCCGAGAGCAACGCAGCAUCAUUCGAAUAAAAACUGUGCCUUUUAAAAAAGAAAAAAAAUGCAAAUGUACAGCAAAUCCCUAAACUUGAACCAUUUCUUAGUGCCUUGCUAGAAGACGUAAAGGGGCAGGGGUCGGGGAGGGAAGCAUUUUUGGUGGUGUGUGCAGUUCCUGUUGGAUGAAUGUGUUUCUUAACGUCUGAUUUCAAGCGGGAGAUGGUGGCCUGGAGCAAGAGCUGAGGCUGAGACGCCCGCAGGGGGUCCGAGUUGUUCCAUCAGCGCGAGUAGCCCUCCCAGUUAAAGGGCUGCUGGGCAACUCGUUCCUGCUAGGAGGGCCUUGGUGGUCCCUGAGCACAGGCCCUGCAUUACCUCACUGGGCCCUGUUUGGGGGUCGUGUUGCCAUACCCUACCCCAACCCCUAGACAGAGGGAUUGGCUUGUCCCUCUUCAUUGGGAUUCAGGAGUGCAGAGCAUUGGCUAGAUUCCCCAGUGGUCCCCUUCGUGGGUGGAAGGGGUCUGGCAAGACCAGGGUUCCUGUGGGAUGCAGCCUCCCUUUUUCCUCUCCUUCAGUUCCCCCUUCCCAGGCCGACCUCACAUCCUCAAUGGGGAUGGGCGAGUCCUCUGAGCACCCUGGCAUUUGUCAUGGCUGAGCCCACCACAGUGGGUCCUGGGAGCUGACUAUGUAAUGUGGAAAGGAAAGACAGAAUUUUCUCAGUUCAGUGACAAUGACCAGCUAAUUUCCAGUGCUAACCCACUUGUUGUUUAGGACUCAUUUUUGAAAACCGCUUGUGUUGAGGGUUCAGGUGUCUGCUCACAUCCCCAGCUGAGGCUCAGCAAAACUCAGCCAGGAGCCUGUGGAGACAUUGUCAGCCAAGUCAUGGCUGGGAAAGUGGGCCUUGUAUCCUCACCUGAGGACCAGCUCACAAGCGAGGGGAUGGCAACAAAGUGCCCUGGCCGUGUGGCCUACCAGCCGUCCUUCCAAAGGAAGACUUCAGAAACAUUUCGGAAUGCAAACAACACCUUGGCUGUAAGUACAAGGCCUUUAGUGGCAGUUGAAUCUGUAGGCCCAUGUGUGAAAGCCAUUCCAUCACGUGCCCUUCCCUGGAUCCUUCACCUCUGAAAACAUCCUAGGAACUUCCCUUUAGGAAGAAAUCACCCAGAACCAGAUAGGGUGCAGAGGAAGAGUGUAGGGCUGUGACAUUAGGGCCAGGGAGGAAAGAGCAGUUUGGGUUGAAGAUGCAGCAUGUGGAUAUCCAAGCCCACAUUCCCAUGCCCUUUUCGAACUUCCUACUGGUCAAAUUCCUUUUUCUCCUUAAAAAUUAAGUGACAUCCUCAAAAAUGGCUCCACACAUUUCUUUCUGUGCAUCUCAUCUUCCUAGUCUCUGGAGUCUGAAAAAAGUGGCCGAGCCCUUUCCAGUAAUAACUGAGAAGUCCAGAUUCCUUGCUUCAGCGACACCUCAUUUGUACGGAUUGGGUGAUCUUUUCUACUUCCUAGGAGGCAGUGCAUUUUUAAUGUUUUCUGAAUAUAAGUGUGGGAAAAAGGGCAAGAAGUGCAAUUCUGUUCUGGAAUUCUUUUCUGCUUUCAAAUGAUGGUCUAAAAAAUAUUUUAGCUUAAGCUUGAUCUUGAGCCAAGGCUCACAGCCACCUCUGGGGUGAGAGUUGGGCCUGCGUACUAAGUGACAAGGUCAUCCUAACAUCCCCUUCCUAAAUGGCUUUCAUUCGUUUGUGCCUGACAACAGGGCUGGGCCCUGCUCUGUUACUGGCUUGGAGAGUGGGUUCCCCAAGGGGUUGCAGGCGGAAUAUAUGGGCUUCCAUAGAGAAGUCAGACUGAGACUCUGUAGAGAAAGUGCAAGACCACCAACCUCUCUCCUCCUGCCUGGAAAAGUGAGCCUUUGUGAAGAACUGACGUACCAUGUACAGUUGUGACUGUGAUUAUUGUUGAGUAAACCUCCAGACUUUGUCUAAA